AUGGAGCCCUCGGAGCCGGCGGGCCAGGCCUUGGCGGCGGCCACCAAGCUGUCCGAGGCCGUGGGAGAGGUGCUGCAGGAGCCCCGGCGGCAGCGGCGUCUGGUGCUCGUCAUUGUCUGUGUGGCGCUGUUCCUAGACAACAUGCUGUAUAUGGUCAUCGUGCCCAUCGUGCCCGACUACAUCGCCCACAUGCGUGGGGGCAGUGAGGGCCCCACGCCGACCCCUGAGGUGUGGGAGCCCACCCCGCCGCCGCCCACUUUAGGCAAUGCCAGCGCCACCACCGCCAAUGCCUCAGAGCCUCCGACGGCCGUGAGGCCCUCCAGGUCGGUCCUGCGGCCCCGCUAUCCCACGGAGAGCGAGGACGUCAAGAUUGGGGUGCUCUUUGCCUCCAAGGCCAUCCUGCAGUUGCUGGUGAACCCUCUGAGCGGGCCCUUCAUCGACCGCAUGAGCUACGACGUGCCGCUGCUCAUCGGCCUGGGCGUCAUGUUCGCCUCUACGGUACUGUUCGCCUUCGCAGAGGAUUACGCCACCCUUUUCGCAGCGCGCAGCCUGCAGGGCCUGGGCUCUGCCUUCGCGGACACGUCUGGGAUCGCCAUGAUCGCCGACAAGUACCCGGAGGAGCCGGAACGCAGCCGCGCGCUAGGCGUGGCGCUGGCCUUUAUCAGCUUCGGUAGCCUGGUGGCGCCUCCCUUCGGGGGUAUCCUCUAUGAAUUCGCCGGCAAGCGAGUGCCCUUCCUUGUGCUCGCCGGCAUGUCGCUACUGGACGCACUGCUGCUGCUGGCUGUAGCCAAACCCUUCUCGGCUGCCGCGCGGGCGCGGGCCAACCUGCCUGUGGGCACGCCAAUUCACCGCCUCAUGCUGGACCCCUACAUCGCUGUAGUGGCCGGCGCGCUCACCACUUGCAACAUCCCGUUAGCCUUCCUGGAACCCACCAUCUCUACGUGGAUGAAGCACACAAUGGCAGCGUCCGAGUGGGAAAUGGGCAUGGCCUGGCUGCCGGCUUUUGUGCCGCACGUGCUGGGCGUCUACCUCACCGUGCGCGUAGCUGCGCGCUAUCCACAUCUCCAGUGGUUGUACGGAGCGCUGGGGCUGAUUGUGAUCGGUGCCAGUUCAUGCGCUGUGCCAGCCUGCCACUCCUUCGCGCCGCUCGUGGUUGCGCUUUGCGGCCUCUGCUUUGGCAUCGCGCUGGUUGACACGGCACUGUUGCCCACGCUGGCCUUCCUCGUGGACGUGCGCCACGUCUCGGUCUACGGCAGCGUUUACGCCAUCGCUGACAUCUCCUAUUCCGUGGCCUAUGCGCUUGGGCCCAUCGUGGCGGGACACAUUGUGCACUCGCUGGGCUUCGCGCAGCUCAGUCUUGGCAUGGGCCUGGCCAACCUGCUCUAUGCGCCCAUCCUGCUGCUGCUGCGCAAUGUGAGUCUCCUAACGCGUUCCCGCUCUGAGCGCGACGUGCUGCUGGAGGAGCCGCCACAGGGACUGUAUGAUGCUGUGCGCUUGCGAGAGCGUCCGGUGCAUGGUCGGGACGUCCUGUCAGGAAGCCCGUCUGGCCCCUUUGACGAGUGUGAGGACGACUACAACGACUACUACACCCGCAGCUAG
This is a messenger RNA of Elephantulus edwardii (Cape elephant shrew), 1599 nucleotides long. RefSeq names its product solute carrier family 18 (vesicular acetylcholine transporter), member 3 (gene SLC18A3). The transcript has a single exon. The record is from RefSeq and is a predicted model, not a curated record. Gene Ontology annotation, molecular function: acetylcholine transmembrane transporter activity. NCBI's taxonomy places the organism in Eukaryota, Metazoa, Chordata, Mammalia, Macroscelidea, Macroscelididae. The coding region runs from base 1 to 1599 and encodes 532 amino acids. Gene Ontology annotation, cellular component: AP-1 adaptor complex; terminal bouton; AP-2 adaptor complex. Gene Ontology annotation, biological process: transmembrane transport; chemical synaptic transmission.